AUGCCCGUAUCUUUGACUGCCGCUCCGCUCACCAACAUCCUGCGCAACAAAGCCUUCGCUUCGAAACGUGCACGCAAGCUUCCUAUCCCGUGGUCCGUAGCUGAGGAAGACGCCUUCCAGUCUUUACGAGAAACGUUGGCUUCCCCGAAGGUCCUUGCUUUCCCUGACCUUGAGCGUCCGUUCGAACUGCACACGGAUGCUAGCACGCUGGGUGUAGGAGCUUCGCUUAUGCAGACAAUCGAUGGUGUCACCAGAGCGGUGGCGUUCGCGAGCCACCGGUUUUCACAAACCGAUGCUAGACGCGGGCCCACGGAACGAGAAUGCAUGGGGGUCCUCUGGGCGGUAGACCACUUCCGGCCGUACCUAGCGGGUAGACGGUUCAAACUGGUCACAGACUGUUCUGCCCUCACAUGGUUGUUCCGGAGCCGUGAACUCUGCCCCAAGCUGCACAGGUGGGCGCUGCGGCUGAUGGAGUACGAGAUGGAACUGGAAUGGAAGGCGGGGGUAGAGUACGUAGUGCCCGAUGCUUUGUCCCGGUUGCCUGUGGCGAACCCGGUAGAGGUCGACGUCGACGAUUCGUUUCCGGAUGAUCUGUCGUGUGCUGCAGGCGCUGCGGUAGAGAUUUUAGGACCGGAGUUGAAGGGUGUAAGGCUGGCUGAGUUGGACCCUGUGCAGGUAGACCAGGUAGGCGAUGCUGACUCCCAACCCUCUCACCUCACUCCGGAGGGGGCCGACUUCCAUCUGUCUGCCCUUCGAGCGUUGCCUUUCGUUGCAUGUGCGGCUGUAGACCAUGAGCCUGAUGCCCCCCGCCGCAGCGGCCGGACCCGUACCCCUUCGGUACGAUUACGACCGAUCGGCGACGCGCAGCUGCCCCCGACGAGUGUGCUGGAGGCCCUCCCGGACAGAGAGGUAAUCGGCCCCUCCGCGGUGCAAGCCCCAACUCCAGCGCCGUCGCCAUCGACACUGCCGCCGUCCCCCGUUAGUCCUGGCCACGACGACAUCGGUGAGGUGCUGGCUGCACGGGGGGAGGUUACGACGUCGUCGUCGAGCCACGCGUUGGAUGGAGCAUCAGCCAUCGAUCUGACAGCACGAGUACUCACAAGGCCGUCCGAGCUAGCGCAUCGGCAACGAGUCUACACCCAGCUGAGUCAGGUAUAG
Messenger RNA from Ectocarpus sp. CCAP 1310/34, 1158 nucleotides. NCBI's taxonomy places the organism in Eukaryota, Phaeophyceae, Ectocarpales, Ectocarpaceae. The record is from the annotation of a GenBank genome assembly.